Pistacia vera is the source of this 1464-nucleotide messenger RNA. RefSeq names its product palmitoyl-protein thioesterase 1-like. The transcript has 12 exons. The record is from RefSeq and is a predicted model, not a curated record. NCBI's taxonomy places the organism in Eukaryota, Viridiplantae, Streptophyta, Magnoliopsida, Sapindales, Anacardiaceae. Gene Ontology annotation, molecular function: thiolester hydrolase activity. Bases 176 to 1261 code for a protein of 361 amino acids. Gene Ontology annotation, cellular component: intracellular membrane-bounded organelle.
GCAUGAUAAUGAAUGCAAUACGAUUCGUCCCUUCUUCCCUUUAACUCCUUCCCACCAAUCACCAACUUCCACUUUCUUUUCUUUUAUUCACACUUCCUUCAUAACUUCUUGGAAUUUUUGUUUUCACUUUUAUAAAUUUAGAGCCCCUGAUCUCAAUAACCAUAUCAGUAUUUACAUGGCUCUUCACUCACUACCCAUUUCCUUUUUCUCCCUUUUUGCCUUCUUUUUCAUCCCAGUUUCUCUUUCCGUUCCCUUCAUAGUACUCCAUGGUAUUGGAGAUCAGUGCUCCAAUCGAGGAAUGAAACAGUUUACUGAGCAACUCGCCGAACUUGCUGGUGUUAAAGGAUAUUGCUUAGAAGUUGGGGAUGGAACAUGGGAUUCCUGGUUUAAGCCUCUUGAAGAACAGACUCAAAUUGUUUGUGACAAGGUGAAGGAAAUGAAAGAACUGAGAGAAGGUUACAGCAUAGUUGGUCUCUCCCAGGGUAACUUAAUAGGUCGUGGUGUGAUUGAGUUCUGCGAUGGUAGUCCUCCCGUAAAAAAAUUUAUCUCCUUAGGAGGUCCUCAUGCUGGUACUGCAUCUGUGCCUCUCUGUGGUUCUGGUGUUUUAUGCAAAAUUGCAGAUACACUGAUCAAGUCAGAGAUCUACAGUGACUAUGUCCAAGACCAUUUGGCUCCCAGUGGAUAUCUUAAAUUUCCAAAUGAUAUCUCCAAAUAUUUGAGUAAAUGCAAGUUUCUUCCAAAGCUUAACAAUGAACACCCUGAUCAGAGGAACUCCACUUACAAGGAACGGUUCAGUAGCUUGCAGAAUUUGGUGCUUAUAAUGUUUGAAGAUGACAAGGUUUUGAUACCCAAGGAAACCUCCUGGUUCGGAUAUUACCCUGAUGGAGCCUUCAAUCCAGUUCAACCUCCCCAAAAGACAAAACUUUACACUGAAGAUUGGAUUGGACUGAAAAGCUUGGAUGACGCUGGAAGGGUGAAGUACAUCAGUGUGGCAGGAGGUCAUCUCGGAAUCUCGAAAGCUGAUAUGAAGGAGCAUGUUGUGCCUUACUUGAAGGAUCAGGCAUUGGUGAGGGAAAGUGAAGAAAGAGAUCAUAGCCUUAAUUACAGAGUGACAAAAAACAGAAAGACAAAGCAAGGGAAUGAGUUAGCAUCUUCUGAACUGGUAUUAGAUGGAUCUUUAUCAUAUAGGUGGCCCUCUUCAGUCACGAGCUUCAUUGCAGAAUUACUUGAUGCAGACGUUGACUCUUCAUCACAUCCUUAAUUAGAAAAUAUAUAUAUUCAUAGCUAGAGGCUGCUGAUGAUUGAUGAAGAUCAUUUGUAAUACUGUGACGUGAGUGCUUUCACAAAGAAGCCCGAGCUGUCUGUACUUUAAGCUAUGUGAAACUUAUACGGGGUAACUUGAGGAAAACCUUGGAAUACAAUCCACACGAACCAAAUAUAUAAUAAUAAUUUAUAUUUAUAUUA